AUGCCUAGACGAUGCUGCUGUAUCUUUCCACUACGAGGAGGUGCCGUUAUCCUUAGUAUCCUCAUUGCUGCUGUCUCCGCCCUCUUGGUAGCCCUUACAUUUGCACACAUGAAUCCCAUGGUCAUGCAUCUAUCCGUUAUCCAUGCUGUGCUGCCGUGGGUAGCGGUUAUUAUAUACAUUGCAACUGCAGUGAUCGGCAUAUAUGGCAUCCUUGCCAGUGCAGCGGGCAAACUUGCAUUGAUGCGACUCUACAAGCUUCUCUUUUGGGUGUGUCUCGUAUUCAUCUUGACCAUUUGGGAUGCUAUUACCUUUAUCCUUGCCCUUGUCAAUCGAUCCAAAAGCCAAGAUGCAUGUGAUGAGGCCAACCCAGAUCAGGGUGAAGGUGGCGGUGGUGAUCAAUCUGUUUCAGUUGCUGGAUACAAAACGACGUUCCUGGGUAUGCAAUUAGGAAGCACUUAUGGCUUGGCCAAUUGUGCACAGGCGGUGCAAGCAGGUGUUAUUGGUUUAGCCAUUCUUCUCUUUGUUGGACAAAUUGCCAUGUUUUACUUUGCCACCGUCGUUGGAUCCUAUACCAAGAAACUCAAAGAACGUACUUAUGGUCAUCGGAUCAAUGAUGAUGAUUGGAAUGACAACUUGGAAGGACUUGGUGCAGCUUAUCGUGCUGAUGCUCAGAAUGCCCAACGCUAUCGGAUGAGUCAACUCAACAGAGAUAAGGGCUCUUCAGGCAACAAAUUCACAAAUGGAUUGAAAAAGUUUAAAUUUGGAAAAUAA
Lichtheimia ornata is the source of this 771-nucleotide messenger RNA. RefSeq lists its product as uncharacterized. The coding region runs from base 1 to 771 and encodes 256 amino acids. Lineage: Eukaryota; Fungi; Mucoromycota; Mucoromycetes; Mucorales; Lichtheimiaceae. The transcript has 6 exons. The record is from RefSeq and is a predicted model, not a curated record.